Messenger RNA from Talaromyces atroroseus, 201 nucleotides. RefSeq lists its product as hypothetical. The record is from RefSeq and is a predicted model, not a curated record. The coding region runs from base 1 to 201 and encodes 66 amino acids. NCBI's taxonomy places the organism in Eukaryota, Fungi, Ascomycota, Eurotiomycetes, Eurotiales, Trichocomaceae. The transcript has 2 exons.
AUGGGCCAUAAUGGCAUGAUUAGCCAAUAUGGCGAGCCUGCAUUUUCUGCCAUAGGCCACAAUGGUAUGAUCAGCCAAUAUGGCAACGAGCCUGCAUUUUCUGCUAUGGGCUAUGAUGGCAUGAUUAGCCAAUAUGGUAAGCCUGCGUUUUCUGCCAUGGGCUAUGAUGGUAUGAUCAGCCAAUACAGCGAGCCUGCAUGA